Molecule: messenger RNA, 654 nt
Organism: Symbiodinium natans
Lineage: Eukaryota; Dinophyceae; Suessiales; Symbiodiniaceae
Source: the annotation of a GenBank genome assembly
AUGGAGCACGGCGAUGGUUCCGCUGGGCCGGAGGACUGGAGGGGCAUGGUGGAGUCCACCAUCGGCCAUUACGACCAGAAUGCUGCGUCCUUUUGGGCUGGCACCAAAGACCACGACGUGAGCCAAAAUCGGGAAGCACUGCUGACUGCGAUGGGGCAUCCGUUGGAGGGCACGAAGGGGACAGUUCUGGACCUGGGUUGCGGCCCAGGGCGGGACAUCGCCCACUUCCUGUCCCUGGGCCUGAAGGUGACGGGACUGGACGCCAGCAAGGAGUUUGUGCGAAUGGCCCGGGAGCACACUGGGGCGGAAGUACUCCACCAGGACUUCCACAGGCUGGAGCUCCCGGCUUCCUACUUCCAUGGCAUCUUCGCCAACGCCUCUCUCUUUCACGUCUACAGACCUCACUUGCCCGCUGUCCUUUCAAGCCUUCACGAUGCCAUGAUUCCAGGUGGCAUCCUGUUCUCAUCGAACCCCCGUGCCGAUGAGGACACGGAGAACUUUUCGGGCAGGUACGGCUACUACAUGUGCUACGAAACCUAUGCCGCCCUCAUGAGGAAGGCCGGUUUUGAGGAGGUGGGCCAUUUCUACAGGCCGUCAGGAAAGCCGAGGCACUUGCAGCCGUGGCUGGCGUCCACUUGGCGGAAACCCCGGUAG